CCCUCUGCUAAACGACUCACAAGAAAAUACCGACAGUAGCGGUCGCUAUGCGUUGACUUCAUUUAUAAAAUCCAUCGUCGCGAUAUUUCUAACAUGGCCGCAUGUUAGUUGCUGAUUUUUUCUUUAUUGUUUGCCAAUGAACGUACAUUUAGUAGUGGUGUUUGGUUAAGAAAUCAAGAUUUGUUGUCAACGAUUAUUAAUACGUACUGGAACUCUACUGUAAUUUGAUAAAACGCUAACGCCGGUUGAAUAGGUGCACUCCCAAACUUGUCGAGAUUUCAGUUAGAAUUUUUUAUUAUUUCGUUUCUAUUAUCAUGCUUCAAGAGCAUCACAUAAAUCAAAACAGCAUGCAGAGAAAUCCAAGAAUGGGAAUGCAGCAAAUGGGGCCGCCUCCGAAUCAACGAACUCCUAUGAUUAUGAGCAUGCCUGCAACUGGGGUACUUGUCUCAAUGUCACCUGGGCCUGGCCCUGCUCUUAUAACCACAACGUCAAUCCCACAACCACAAGCUAAACCAAACCUCCAGCAGCCCCAAGUUUAUCAUUACGAAGCACCACCUACACAACCUGUCCCGCAUAAUCAACAGCCAGAGCCAGACCAACAUUCACAGCAACCACAGUCACAACAGCUCAUAAAUAACCAAGAUCAACAACAAUUGAACCAAAAUUGUCCAAACACUAGUACUUCUACAGCGCCCAACAUGACUUUGGCAAACAUAAAAGAAAAAACACCCAUGUGCUUGGUAAAUGAAUUAGCAAGGUACAAUAAAAUUCAACAUCAAUAUCGGCUAACGGGAGAACAAGGGCCCGCACACAAAAAAAUAUUCACAGUUACCUUGAAAUUGGGUAAAGAGGAAUAUGAAGCCGAGGGUCCUAGCAUUAAGAAGGCCCAACAUUCCGCAGCCGCUAAAGCAUUAACCAAGACCGAAUUUAAGCAUCCACCACAGAAAACAAUUAUUAACAGGCCUGGCAAUAGACCCUCGAAUCCAGGUGUUGUCACUCCAACAGUCGAACUUAAUGCUUUGGCAAUGAAAAGGGGAGAACGUACAGUGUACGUUGUUGAAGGUGGAGGGGCACCACCCCAUCAGGGCUAUAUGAACCAGCCGAGUUAUUAUCCAAGACACAAUCUCAACUAUCCCCAGGCUCAACCCAGAUAUGGAUAUGACGCCCGGCGUAAUAUCAGAGGUCAUUACACAUAUGACAAUAGGUAUUAUGGCCAAUUCAGACCUGGGGCACCCCAUCAUAAUCCGGGUGACCCAUAUACUGUAAGGUUAAGAGUGGGGGAACGAGAGUAUCCAGGUACUGAUUACGGUCAUGGAUACACCGUGCAAGCAGCACGGCAUGAUGCUGCAGCCAAAGCUAUAGAGCAUAUAAAACAACUCGGUGUAGUGGAUGGUACUGAUAAUCCGACAAGUUCUGAAAACGGGCAAAUAAAUAAUGACCAACAAACCAUGUCGAAUUCGUUAACCAAUGAUGUGAAUUCGGAAUUAAAGUCUCCCAUUUCGUUGGUUUACGAGAUAUCUCUAAAGAGAAAUCUGAAUGUUACAUUUGAAGUUUUGAGCGAAAAGGGUCCGCCGCACAUGAAGGUUUUCGUGACGCAGUGUAGGGUCGGUGACUUUCUGGCAGAAGGGGAAGGUAAUGGGAAAAAGAUUUCGAAAAAAAGGGCUGCCGAAAAGAUGCUGGAGGAAUUAUCCAAGUUGCCACCUCUUCCCAAUGUGGCGAACAUAUCGCAAAUGAAACGCAAAAGGGUUACUAACAAGAAAAAAACACGGAACCUCAUUAAAGUGAAUAUGGAUAAAAAUUCGGAAACGCCUGAAGAAAUUAAUCCCAUUUCUCGUCUCAUCCAAAUUCAACAGGCUAAUAAAGAAAGAGAACCAGUUUACACGGUGUUGGAGGAACGCGGGGCGCCUCGCAGACGAGAGUUCGUUAUCGAGGCUUCGGUUAACGGUCACUCCUGUACGGGAGUCGGGCCUAAUAAAAAGGUGGCGAAACGCAACGCCGCAGAUGCGCUGUUAACUGAACUCGGUUACAGUACCGCAGGAUCCAAAUCUCAGACACAAAACAAAAGCGAUAAGGAGGUUGAUGCGUUAAUUGGCAGCAAUGACAAAAAUCGUAAGGUCACUUUUGUGGAGGAGAAGGUUGAACAGCCUCCCGCCCAAUCGAUUGGCGGCAGCGGCGGACGUCAGCUUGUACCGGGGGUUCUGUUGGUUACUGAGCAAAACGCGGGAUUCAGUAAACCGAAAACUGAGAAUAUUGAACAAAAACCACCUGUUCAGAUGCAACCAGCGACGAUGAAAAAUCCUCCGCCAGGGGUCAGAUCCAAAGAUCAGUUGUUGUAUUUGGCCCAGUUGAUGAACAUUCAGGUCCAGUUUUCAGAUUUCCCAAAGGCAAAUCAUGAAAUGUAUUUGACUCUGGUAAGUCUAGGAACAAAUCCGACUCAAGUUUGUCAUGGUGAAGGCCCCACGACGGAAGCAUCUCACGAGAAAGCGGCUUUAGAAGCUUUAAAGGUUCUUUCCGAGUUGGGCCUCGACAUUGCCCCCAAGGACGGCAAUGCCCAAAUAGAGAAGUAGAAAACUACAUUAGUUCGCUUGUUUUUUUUCGUACAAAAGAAAGUACAUGUGUUUAUUGGUUUCCUUAGAAUACCUGUUUGAUUUAUUACCAUUUGACCUCGGUUAUAGUAUUAGUAGUGACUAACCAUGUGCUUUGGACUACUGAGGUUGCGUCUUGAGAAAUUUUUAAUUAUUUAUUUUUGAACGGAAUGAAACAAACUCUUCGAAGAAACAUAAUUUGCAUAAGUUUGAUAAACUUUGAACUCUUUGUAGACUAUACCAAUGAAUGUGGCUAUUUUACAUAACGAUGAAAAAUUUCUUUACUUACCUUUCGGAGAGUUGAAAAACUCCACGUAUUUUUGCGGUAUCCUUUUUCAUUGGUACAGACGUCAACUACUGGGAGUUCCAUGUGGCCAUGUCAAUUCAUGGAUAACUUUGAACUUUUAUUACUCUCAUAUUUAUGUGAUGUAGUUAUUAUUUUUUUGAUUUCAAGAACAGCAUAGUUUAAUAGUAAUCAAAAACAUAAAUAUAUUAGGUGAAUAGUUAAAUCACCAACAUUAAAACCCCCCUGAAGAACUCUGACGCGUUUAGUAGUUGUAGUUUGUGGUUGAAUCCCAAACGGACAUUCAGCUAUUCAAAAAUUCGAAAAUUUGGAACUCACAUUUAAUGGACCAGAGCGAGAAGACCUUAAGGACAGUAAUACCCAAAUGAAGAAGUAGAAAUGUUCAUUACCGCGCUUAUUUACUAAGUACUAGUGUUAAAUGGUUUCAUUAGUAGUAAGUAACCAUGUGCGUUGGAGUGUAGAGAUUGCGUUUUGAGAAAUUUUUAAUUAUUCAUUUUUGAACGGAAUGAAACAAGUUCUUCGAAGAAAAAUGAUAUAUAUAAGUUUGAUAAACUUUGAACUCUUUGUAGACUAUACCAAUGAAUGUGGCUAUUUUAUGUGACUGAGAAAUUUCUUUACUUAUUCUUCAAAGCCUUUAAAAGUAUCCUCGUGUUUGCAGUAUCCUUUUUCAUUGGUACAGAAGACGUCAACUACUGGGAGUUCCAUGUGGCCAUGUCAAAGAAAAAAAUUAAAAAAAAACAGAAAAAAAAGAAAAAUGUUGCAUUAUUCAUAUACUUGGAUAACUUAGAAUUAUUAUUAAUCUCAUAUUUAUGUGAUGUCAUUAACAUAUGUGAAGUAUAUGAAAUGAUUUCAUGUAUGACAUAUAAUUCUGGUUAUUGCUUGCACUGUAUAUUUCAAAAAAAGAAAAAAAGAAAGGCAGUGUUUACCGCAUUUCGUUUUAGUUACAGGGCGACCGAAAACGAAAUCGGGUCCAGUAGUUCAGAAUUGAUUUGUUCCACUAGCAUUUCGAACAACGUAAAAGCUGCAUAAAUGUUUUUUUUUUAAUUAGCGUCCAUAUAGCGACGCAUUUAUCCAUUUUGAUUAAAAGUUGCAAAUUUAAAGUUUUCUUUGGCAAAUUUAGCCGAAUGUAGCUUUAGACACUUGAAUUUUACCAUACGACAAUUCUGAUCUGCUGAAAUGUAUUUAUUUCACUUAUUGUUUGUAGAUUGAUUUCAUUAUUCCGGGGCCUUUGGAUUGAACUGUUGUGUAUUGUAGUUUAAGAACUAGAUCAUAAUUCUUCUGUAAUUUGGAUAUAAAGUAAGCAUGUAGCCUCAUUUGAAUUUGAAAUCAAUAAACAGUAUCACCAAA
Messenger RNA from Cylas formicarius (sweet potato weevil), 4236 nucleotides. Its product is annotated as double-stranded RNA-binding protein Staufen homolog 2-like. NCBI's taxonomy places the organism in Eukaryota, Metazoa, Arthropoda, Insecta, Coleoptera, Brentidae. The transcript is spliced from 8 exons. The record is from RefSeq and is a predicted model, not a curated record. Bases 315 to 2567 code for a protein of 750 amino acids.